Messenger RNA from Bathycoccus prasinos, 1890 nucleotides. RefSeq lists its product with no specific name. The coding region runs from base 1 to 1890 and encodes 629 amino acids. Gene Ontology annotation, cellular component: cytoplasm. The transcript has a single exon. The record is from RefSeq and is a predicted model, not a curated record. Lineage: Eukaryota; Viridiplantae; Chlorophyta; Mamiellophyceae; Mamiellales; Bathycoccaceae. Gene Ontology annotation, molecular function: electron-transferring-flavoprotein dehydrogenase activity; flavin adenine dinucleotide binding.
AUGUACGCGCGGUUACAUUCGAUAGAAGCGCCGCUCUUCAUCUUCUCCAAUCAUCAUCGUUCUCGUUGUCGUCGUCAGUGCGAGUCGUCGUCGAGUGUUGUUGUCGUCCGAAUCAGCCAAAAACGCUGUUCCUCUUCCUCUUCCUCUUGCACUUCCUCCUCGGGGAAAGUCGUCGUCGCGCGUUCUCGUUCUCGUUUGAAGAGAAGCAACGACAGUCACACCGCGAGCGAGAGAGAAACAGCUACUCCUCUGCGACUAAAAGUCGAGACUCUCUCGUCGCUCUCGUCCACGUUUAAGAAGAAGACGAAGAAGAGGCUUCUAGUAGAAACAAACGGACUCAGCGGUGGUGGUUUCCAACAACCAUUUUCAUCAGUAGAACAGUUGUUUGUAAUCGCCAUCGCGCUGAGCGCCAUCGUAAUCAUCGCAUCCGUAUUGACGAGGAAACAGAUCGCGAAAACGAAAAAAAUGAAGGACAGGGGAAGAAAAAAAGUCGUCGUCAUCGGCGGCGGGUUUGCCGGGAUGCAAGCGGUGUUUGAUUUAUCCAAGACGUGCGAUGUCACUUUGGUGGAUACGAAGGCGUAUUUCGAGUACACGCCCGGGGCGCUCUCUGCGAUGGUUGGAGGUGGACCAAUGCGGAGGUAUAAAGGAAGCGAGAAUUCAGGAGAGAGGAUUGGGAAGUUGCACAGAUCGUACGAGAAGAUGUGCGAGAGAGUGGGGGCGAGAUUUGCGCACGCGGCGGACGACGGCGUGAAGAGCGUGUGCGAGGAGUACGUUUCCGUGCGAACGGCGGACGAAGAAGGAGAGGAGAAUAAAAAGCUAGAGUACGAUUAUUUGAUCAUAGCGACAGGGAGUAAUUACGGUGGUAGCACGUCAGGUAUCAAGCCAAUGGGAGGGACGCCAGGAGAAGGCGCGAAGACUGGAUACGCGAGACAAAAGACGUUCCAACGAGACGCCGAACGCGUAGCGUUGCCUUCUUCUCGUAAGGAUAACGACAACAUUAGUAACGAUGAACAAACGACUUUAAUUGUUGGCGGUGGAGUCGUCGGCGUGGAAUUAGCGGCGGAUAUAGCUUGUGUGCGUGCAAAAGGAAAACGAACUGCAACGAAUGUUGUUUUAGCGCACGAUAAAAAUAGACUUUUGGACACGUUGCCGAAAUCCGCCUCGGAGUACGUGGAAAAGUGGUUCAAGAAGAAGAACGUUCGCGUCGAACUUGGCCAGAGAUUCGAGAGAGUGAACGGCGAAACUUCUCCACCGUCGUCGUCUUCUUCUUAUUCUUCUUCUUCUUACGUCGGAUCUAAAGACAAAACGGUAAAAAUUGAAGCGAAGGAAACGAUCUUCGCCGUCGGCUCGAAGCCGUCCACCAACUUUCUUUCGUUUGAAAAUCCAACCGUUUUACUUUCCGCCGCCGAAGCGAAAAAGAACAACGAGCCAAUCCUCGAAAUACCGCUCAGUAAGCUCGGUUAUAUCGAAAGAGAUCCAAAAACUUUACAAGUUAUAGGAUUUGAAAACAUAUACGCGGUUGGCGACUGCGCGAUGAAACCGCCGGGACAGUUCUUAGCCUCUUUCGCGCACUGGGAAGCCGAAUACGUCGCCACGAGAAUAAAGAAAGAUCAACAAAGAAAGCAGAACGACGAAUAUUCUCUCCCGCCUCGAUUUAUGGCCAUCUCUCUCGGUCCUUGGAACGGUUUAUUCCUCUGGGGAAACCUCGUUCUUUGUAAAGGCGUGCUCGCGGCGAUUGUUAAAUUCCUCGUCGAGCUGUGGUUCUCCAACUUUUUCCCGGCGCCGUACGCGCUGUUGCGACGGUUGCCGAAAUUCGAGUUUACUUUGAAAGAAAGCGAGGGAGAGGGGGACGAGAUUCAAUCUUCGUUCGGGAAGAGUUCGCUCGCGUGA